Macadamia integrifolia is the source of this 2050-nucleotide messenger RNA. Its product is annotated as 1-acyl-sn-glycerol-3-phosphate acyltransferase-like. The record is from RefSeq and is a predicted model, not a curated record. The transcript has 6 exons. Gene Ontology annotation, biological process: phosphatidic acid biosynthetic process. Gene Ontology annotation, cellular component: membrane; endoplasmic reticulum. NCBI's taxonomy places the organism in Eukaryota, Viridiplantae, Streptophyta, Magnoliopsida, Proteales, Proteaceae. Bases 591 to 1529 code for a protein of 312 amino acids. Gene Ontology annotation, molecular function: 1-acylglycerol-3-phosphate O-acyltransferase activity.
UCGUUACCCUCUUCGACUGAGAGGAGAAUCACCCUAUUCAGUAAUUCUUGUCCAGAAAGAAAUUGAGAGGCUCACAUCUUCUUCUUUGUAUCUUCAUCUACUUCGCAGCUUAAUCUGCAGCUUUCAUCAUCUUUUCUCUUAAAAAUCACUUCUCUCUGUGAUUCUUUCCUUCAAUACAACUUCCGAAGCUCCUGUUAUCGUUAAGAGUGAGAUUUCUUGCUUUACUUUUAAGGUUUUACCGGAAAAAAUUGAGUCUACAAAUCCAUUUUUAUUAGAACUAGAAGCAUCGUUUUCACAUUGGAGUUUAUCUGAGUCUCUGUAUGGAUUCUGGAGAAUCUUGAUUUGAAGGUGCUGAGGUUUCUAAUGAUUUGUCGACGUUGUAGUCUCCGGUGGACAAUUUUUCUGCUGAUUUAACGUGUAAGCUUGCUUGGUUAAUUUACUCUAAUAAACUCUUGCGAAGUUGAAAGAGUUCAGCCAAUUCAUGUUGUUCUGGAAAUAGAAAAUUUCAUCACUGGAGCUUUGUUGUCUCUAUAUGUGUAUCGAAAUUUGAGGUUGAGGAUCGUGAAAAUUAUUUGGAAUUAGUUUACUGAAUGGAGAGUGCUGGAGGUAGUUCAUUUCUAAGGAGCCGAAGGCUGGGAAGCUGCUUCAAUGCAAGCUCCCUUUCUAGUGCUGUAGAAUCGUCGAAAGUUAAGCGGAGAGCAGCAGGAGUACCGAAACCAAAGACAGAUGACUUUGUGGACGAUAACAGCUGGAUCGCCGUUGUGAUAUCCUGUAUAAAGAUUGUUACCUGUUUUGUGACGAUGAUGUUCACGACCUUCUUGUGGGCUCUGAUCAUGUUUCUGCUGCUACCAUGGCCUUGUGCGAGGAUUAGGCAGGGAAAUGUUUAUGGUCAUGUGACUGGAAGGUUAUUGAUGUGGAUUUUGGGAAAUCCUAUAAAGAUAGAAGGUGCCGAAUUCUCCAAAACAAGGGCUAUUUAUAUCAGUAACCAUGCAUCUCCUCUAGAUAUCUUUCUUAUAAUGUGGUUGACUCCAACGGGUACUGUUGGCAUUGCCAAAAAGGAGAUCAUAUGGUACCCCCUGUUUGGACAGUUAUAUGUGUUAGCAAACCAUCUUCGUAUAGAUCGUUCCAACCCAAGUUCAGCCAUUGAGUCGCUGAAACAGGCUGCUCGUGCAAUUGUUGGGAACAAUCUUUCUUUGAUCAUUUUUCCUGAGGGGACCCGAUCCAAAAAUGGAAGAUUGCUUCCAUUUAAGAAGGGCUUUGUUCACAUGGCAUUUCAGUCUCGUCUCCCAAUUGUUCCAAUGGUUCUGACAGGGACACACCUAGCGUGGAGGAAAAACAGUCUGCAUGUUAGGCCAGCACCUCUAACUGUAAAGUUUCUUCCUCCGAUAAGAACUGAAGAUUGGACAGCUGACAAGAUUGAUGACUACAUUAACAUGGUACAUGACAUCUAUGUCAAACACCUUCCAGAGGCCCAGAGACCUCUGGCAUCUGAAGAGGAAAAUCGUGAAAGAGAUCAGACUCGCAACUGAGGUGAAGAACCCUCAGUCCCCAUUGAACAUAAUACUAGCACCUCCAAAAUUAAUGAAGAUCAAAUAUUCUGCUUUUGGCAAGGUGACAUUUACUAUGAAAGCGAUGAUUUCUGGGUUUUUUUUCAAGGAUAUCUUUGAAUAGCUUCGUGAUGCGUUUGGUGCCGAAGUGAACCAGCUCAUGAACUUGAAGCUUGAGGGAUCAGUUGGUUGAGAGUGAUUACGGCUGAAUGGUUUCUAUAUUUGAAAUAUUUUCACCUUGGAGAAGAACAUAAACCACCGAAUGGAACAAAAGUAAUUCCAGAUAUGGCUAUUUAUGUAUUGAGCUGUUUAAGAAUGCUAUGACAUUAUGCUGUUACCUGGCUUUAACCAGAUGAUGUAAUACUAUUUGAACACUGGCUUGUACAUGAAAAUUAUGCUUCUUUUUCCUGUGUUGUUAAGCAGAGUGUAGCAUGUAACCUUGAUUCAGUUUCUAACUAGAUGGAUUUGUUCAAUUAUAAAAAUCCUGUAUAAUAAACCCUAAA